AACUUACAUUACACAGAAAUGAAUGUCCCCUAUAGGUGUGUGUUCCUGUAGCCAGAGUAAAUGAAGAAGCUGAAAGAAGAAUUCCACUCCUCAUAAAAAGAAAAAUUUGAAAGGAAAAUUAUACACACACUAAUUUCAAAACUUUCUUCUCAACAAGUGUCAAUUCAACAUAGAGGGUGGAUAUGAUUGAGGAUAACCACUCCUUGACAACUGAAUUUAUCCUCAUAGGAUUUAGUAAUCACCCAGAGCUGAGGACCAUUCUGUUUCUCGUGUUCCUUACCAUCUACCUGAUCACCAUGGUGGGAAACCUUGGUCUGGUGGCACUGAUACUUCUAGAGCGUCGUCUUCACACACCAAUGUACAUUUUUCUGGGUAACCUUGCUCUGAUGGAUUCCUGUUGUUCCAGUGCCAUCACCCCCAAGAUGCUACAGAACUUCUUUUCCAAGGACAGAAUCAUUUCCCUCUAUGAAUGCAUGGCACAAUUUUAUUUUCUCUGCCUAGCUGAAACUGCAGACUGCUUUCUCCUGGCAGCAAUGGCCUAUGAUCGCUAUGUGGCCAUCUGCAACCCACUGGAAUACCACACCAUGAUGUCUAACAAACUCUGCCUUCAAAUGACCACAGGUGCCUACAUAGCUGGAAACAUGCAUCCCAUGAUUCAUACAGGGUUUCUCUUUAGGUUAACUUUCUGUAAGUUUAAUCAAAUUAAUCACUUUUUUUGUGAUGUUCUUCCAUUAUUCAGACUCUCCUGUGUUGACCCUUACAUCAAUCAAUUGAUGGUAUUUAUAUUCGCUGGGUCAGUUUUAAUCCUCACUAUUACCGUAGUAAUAAUCUCUUACCUUUUCAUCCUUUUCACAAUUUUCACAAUGAAAUCCAACAAAAGCAGAGGCAAAGCCUUAUCUACUUGUGCAUCCCACUUUCUCUCUGUCUCCAUAUUCUAUGGUUCUCUUAUCUUCAUGUAUGUUCGGCCAAAUUCAGGUAAUAAAGGAGACAAAGAUAUACCUGUUGCUAUUUUUUAUACUCUCGUGAUUCCUUUACUAAACCCUUUUAUUUAUAGUCUAAGAAAUAAGGAAGUAAUAAAUGUUACCAAAAAAAUUUUGAAGAUACUCACAAAGUCAUUUUAUGAAGCCACUCUCACACUGGUGCCAACCACCUCUUGUAUGGGCAAAAGGCAGCAGGGAGCUAAGUGCAACAUGGCACCUCUUGUGCGAAUUAUAGGUAAUGGGGACAAACCACAGCAAUCAUCUCAGAAACCAGAGGGUGGGGGUCAUGGCCCCCAACAACUAGAGGUCUGUAAUCAGGCUCCACCUGCAGACCCAGUCACCUCAGUGGUCAGCAAAAAGAGGGCAUCAGGACUGAGUACCACACAUUGUUACUCUCACUCACCUGGGAACACACCUGCCCUGCUGAUGUCUCUACCAAAUACUAUGGGCAGUGCCCACACAUGA
Sus scrofa (pig) is the source of this 1445-nucleotide messenger RNA. Lineage: Eukaryota; Metazoa; Chordata; Mammalia; Artiodactyla; Suidae. The record is from RefSeq and is a predicted model, not a curated record.